This is a messenger RNA of Monodelphis domestica (gray short-tailed opossum), 1790 nucleotides long. RefSeq names its product UDP-GlcNAc:betaGal beta-1,3-N-acetylglucosaminyltransferase 8 (gene B3GNT8). Gene Ontology annotation, cellular component: Golgi membrane. Gene Ontology annotation, biological process: protein O-linked glycosylation; poly-N-acetyllactosamine biosynthetic process. Gene Ontology annotation, molecular function: protein N-acetylglucosaminyltransferase activity. The record is from RefSeq and is a predicted model, not a curated record. NCBI's taxonomy places the organism in Eukaryota, Metazoa, Chordata, Mammalia, Didelphimorphia, Didelphidae.
CUCCUCCCUCCCCGCGUGCGCCCCUGGCCGAGGCUGGCCCUUUGGGCCCUUUCCGGGCCCCUCGGGGGCCCCCCGUGUCUGGGGGCCGGGUUCCCAGCCUCCUCCCGGCCCCUGGCCCGGCCCCGGCACGCCCCGUCGUCAGUAUCUCUCUCUGUCUCCUCCCAGCCCCGCCCCUGCCGCUCCCUGGCCCCUGGGGGCUCCCCGCUCCCCUCCCCUCCACACAGACUCGGGCUGGGAGGGAGGCGGCCGCGGAGGAGCCUGACCCGGGCGGAGCAGGCGGCCGGGCCGGGCCGGCCCACCCCACCCACCGUGAGUGUUGGGGGCCCAGGACGCCAGGCUCUGGGAGGAGGGAGGAGGUCCCCCGGCCUGGAGAAGGGCCCGGGUCAUGGAGGUGAGGGCUGAGCGGUAGGCCCGGGCCGAGCUCCCCCUGCCAUGCGCUGCUCCAAGUGUCUGCUCUGUGUCCUGGCCGGCCUCACCCUGCUGGCUCUCAAGGUUUACAUCGAGUGGAGCUCGGACCCGCUCCGGCCCAAGAGGCGCGGGGAGGGCCGGGGGCCGGAGACCCUGAGCCAGCCCAGCGCCCUCCCGCCGGAGCCCUCCCUUCCUGCCAACCUUUCUGCCCGCCUGAGACAGACCGGACCCCUAGCCACCGCCUUCUGGAAUCGCCAACAGAGGCAGCUGCAGGCCCUGCCCACGGGGGCCGGCUCUGCGGCAGGGGAUUGCCGGACCUGGGGGGAGGCUGCGGCGGCCGAGAUCCCAGACUUCUCCUCCUACCCCGAGGCUCACCGGCGCUUCCUCCUCUCGGCUGCCUGCCGAGAUUACCCCCGGUGGGAGUCGGGCUCCGCGGUCCCUGGCUGCCCAGACGCCGAUGCCCCCUACCUGCUGCUGGCCGUGAAGUCGUCCGCUGGCCGCUUCGGGGAGCGCCAGGCUAUUCGGGAGACUUGGGGGGCGCCGGAGGAUGGGGUCCGCCUCCUCUUCCUCUUGGGCUCUCCUCAGGGAGAGCUGGGCCCCGACCUGGGGCCCCUGGUGGAGUGGGAGAGCCGGCGGUACCGGGACCUGCUGUUGUGGGAUUUCCUGGACGUGCCCUUCAACCGCAGCCUCCUGGACGUGCUGCUCUUGCGCUGGCUGGCCCGCCACUGUCCGCAGGUGACCUUCGUCCUCCGGGCCCAGGACGACAGCUUUGUCAACCUCCGGGCUCUGCUUGGGGUGCUUCGAGGGCUGCCGCCGGCCACUGGCCGCACCCUCUACCUGGGCCACGUCUUCGACCAGGCCCUACCCAUCCGGACGCCCAAAGGGCCCUACUAUGUGCCUGAAACCUUCUACGAUGGGCCGUACCCGGCCUACGCCAGCGGGGGUGGCUACGUGUUUGCCGGGCGGCUGGUCCCCUGGCUGCUCCAGGCCGCCCGGCGGGUGGUCCCCUUCCCUAUCGACGACGUCUACACGGGCCUCUGCUUCCAAGCCCUGGGCCUGGCGCCCCAAAACCACCCGGGCUUCCUUACCAAUUGGCCCACCAGAGGCAAGCAGGAUAACCCCUGCGCCCAGCAGAGCCUGGUGCUGGUCCAGCCUCGGGACCCCCAGGAGACCAUUCGGCUUUGGAAGCUCAUGCAACCUCCCCACGCCCAUUGCUGAGGCCAGGCCAGGCCCAGGGACCCCAAUCUGCAGGUUCACCCUUGGGCUCUCCCUCCAUGGGCAGCCUGGACUACUGGGGAGGAAGGGAAGGUUUCUGGCCCAGGCUGGCCUCAUCUGCUCCCCGGCUGUAUGCAGCUUCUAUUUAAAAUAUUCCCAUCCCUUGA